AUGAGCGCAAAUUCACAGCAGACAUCGCCGACGGGGUCAGAGCACCGGAGCCACGAGUCGGAAGUUGCGGAAGAUAUUGAACAGCCAGGACUCGAUGUCCUAUCCCUUUCGCGCGCUGUGAGAAAACGAAGAGCCGAAUACACGCGGAAACAGAGCAUUCGAGUUAAAAUCGGCACUUGGAACGUUGCCUCGAUCUCCGGCACCGAAAAGGACAUUGGGAAGUGGUUCGUCAAAGGCGAAGGGGUGUGCGAGAAGCUCUCUGGGUCGAAGUCUGCCCAAGGAGAAAGCCUAGACUCAACCGACAGCAGAAAUGAAAGGGCUACAGAGAGUGACAAGUCAGGCCCCUUUCAUUGCAGCCCUGAGGAGAUCGAUCUUUACGUUCUAGGGCUGCAAGAAGUUGUCGAUAUCUCCUCCCCAACAGAAGCAUUACGCCCCUAUACGGAUUCGGCACCAUCUAAGAGAUGGAAGGAAGCGGUACAAAGUACACUGCCCCAGGGAUAUAAGCUAGUCUCUGAGAUUCAGCUGAUUGGACUCUUACUUCUUAUCUAUGCAUCGCCUGCAAUUGACGAGAGCAUCUCGUCUGUCAGCAGCACUUCGGUUGGCACAGGAUUGAUGGGUUACAUGGGCAACAAGGGUGCCGUGGCAACACGCCUGGUGCUGGGCGAGACUACCCGUUUGGUCUUUGUGAAUUCCCAUCUGGCAGCGGGAUCCGACAAAAAUAGUCUUGAGCGUCGCAACUGGGAUUCUUCACAGAUUGUGCAGCGCACUCGGUUUGAGCCAAUUGAGUCCGAUAUCGGUGCAUCUGAUGAGUCGGGUGAUACUAUCGGCGAUGAAGAUUUCAUUUUCUGGUUUGGUGACCUCAAUUAUCGCCUCGAUGAUAUUCCUGGUGAAGAUGUGCGUCAAGUGCUCGCCCGUCACACUGUUAAUGCAUACGAUCAAGCGCGCCAGGCGAAACAGGCUGCAGCUCCAGAUCAAGACUCAGCCUCAGCCUCGACCAGCGAUUCUGAAGAUCAGCCGCCUUCAUCUCAUCUCGAAGAAGAGGCCAUGAAUCCUGUCACCGAUGAAGAUAUCGAUCCUCACAAUGACCCGGCUUCUCUUCAAACUACAAUAUCUUCUCUGCUUCCGCACGAUCAACUGCGACUCCAACAAAGAAAGGGAACAGCUUUCCACAAAGGAUGGCGGGAAGGCCAUAUUUCCUUCCUACCGACGUACAAGUAUGACGUUGGAAGCGUGGCCACGUUUGACUCUAGCGAAAAGCAUCGUGGGCCUAGCUGGUGUGAUCGUAUCCUAUAUCGUACUCGCCGGGACAAGCUGAAACAUGAGCAGCUAGAUCAAGAAGCCGAAGAAUCUCGGAAGAGGGACGAGGAGAUGAAGGCGCGUGGGCUGGACAAGGCUGCCGCUGACGACAAUGUUUUGUUUGAAUAUGACCCUGACACCGACGGUGCGCAGAGCGGUGACGAGUACGUCUCGGACGAGGACCAAGGCGACGAUGAUGCUGUUUCGGUUGCGUCGCAUGAAUCGCAAGAUCCAAUUCGUCUAGAUCAAUAUAUAUCCCACCAGGGUAUCCUCUCAUCGGACCACAAGCCGCUAGAUGGGAUCUUCACUAUGACUUUCGAUGCGGUGAACUCGCAACUCAAGGCCAAGGUACAUCAAGAGGUAGCGCGCGAGUUGGAUAAGGCCGAGAAUGAGGCGCGACCGGGUCUUACUGUUGUGGUGGACAAAUAUGGCAGCGAGAAACACGGGGAACAAGAUGAGAAUGCUGUCGACCUCGGGGAAGUCGCCUUUCAUCACCCUGUUCACCGAUCCCUGACCAUUGCCAACACAAGCGGUACCUCGGCCACAUUUUCGUUCGCAGAGCAGCAUACUGAUACCGAGAGGCCUGAUUGGCUUGACAUCCAUGUGACAAGAUCAUCCGAAAGCACCUGUCACGAGGGUAAAGCCAUUGCUUCUUCAGCUGGAAGCCAUACUCUGCACCCCGGGGAAGUGGCAAAUGUUGAUAUCACAGCCCACGUCCAUGAUAUCGAGCAUGUCAGGCUGCUCAACAUCAAAAAGGUCAAGCUAGAGGAGAUUCUAGUUCUCCACGUGGAUAGUGGCCGCGAUCAUUUCAUUUCUGUAAUCGGGAAGUGGCUGCCUACUAGCUUUGGCUGCACGAUUGACGAAUUGACCUGUAUGCCAGAAGAAGGUGCUCGUACUUUGGUCAAAACAGACAAGCCCCAUCCAUCCAGCACAGACAAAGCCCCCGAAGUCCGCUUAUCAGCACCCCGAGAGCUGUUCCGGUUGACAGAAGCAAUUUCUGAGCUGACAGAACGCGCCGUGGCGGAAUGGAGCAUGACCAAUGGUGAAACCGAGGAGCAUAAAGCACCUUGGACAAGAGAACCCUCAGGCACAGCAUGGCCUUUCCAGCCAGAUACAUGGACUUUCAAGGACCCACAGGAGCGUGCUGCGCAGCAGGCCUUGGUUCACGAAGCCCUGGACACCAAUGGUUCUCUCACUUCUGUCUUUGCCCCGGAGAUUUCAUCUCUCCACCGCUUGGAAAUCCUCUCCGAAACCCUUCUUACCUUCCUCAACUCACUUAAAGAUGGCAUCGUCACUGCGCCAGUAUGGCAAGAUAUGGAACAACAAAUGAUCGCACGCGAGAAAUCAAAGGCACCGCCUUUGAACUGGGAAGAAACUCAGGCUUGGGUACUCGAAAACCUAGCAUACUCCCCCGCACACAGCGUCUCAUUCACAUUUGUCACCUUUAUGCUUGCUCGUAUCGCCAAUGAGGUAGCCCCCGUGCCAUCGAUUACCGCGAGACCAGUUUCUUCUUCGUCUAAACACGGAAAGACAGAGCAUGCAUCUAAAGAUCCAGCAGCGAAAGAAUCCGAAUUAGCGGAGCUACAAUCUCCCACGCCUGCUUCUGCUUCUGGUUUCAUCACUGGCGGCACAUUCCGUCGCAAGAACCGCUCUACCAGCACCUCCACGACUGCCAGCCCUGACCCGUUGAUCUCCAACCCUGCUGCGGCGCGCAGACAAUUAGUAGAGACGGCCCUUUCAUCCAUUUUUGCACGCGUACUUGUUUCUGCUACCGCCCCGCUGCCAGCUAAGGAGAAAGAACGCCGUGUAUCUGAGGAUCGCAGACGGGCAAUCAUCGAACCCUUCUUGAAAAUGAUUGGAGUGGAUGAUCGGGGUCCAUCGGGGGGUCGUUGA
Penicillium nucicola is the source of this 3189-nucleotide messenger RNA. Its product is annotated as phosphatase family protein. The transcript has a single exon. The coding region runs from base 1 to 3189 and encodes 1062 amino acids. The record is from RefSeq and is a predicted model, not a curated record. Lineage: Eukaryota; Fungi; Ascomycota; Eurotiomycetes; Eurotiales; Aspergillaceae. Gene Ontology annotation, molecular function: phosphatidylinositol-4,5-bisphosphate 5-phosphatase activity. Gene Ontology annotation, biological process: phosphatidylinositol dephosphorylation.